AUUGGCGGGAAAUGAAAAUUAAUUUCAGAAAACACAAAACACACUGUUAGAAAACCAGAUGGAUUUAUUACAGGAUCCCGAAAUCAAAAAAACUUAUGAAAAAUGUAAAUAUAAAGUUAAAUUGUGGGAACACGAAUUUACGAAAACAUUUAAAAGGGUGCCUUCGAAGUUGGACAUCAGGGAAGCGCCAGUAGAAGUCCGCCACGCUUACAGAAAAUACUUCCAGUUAAAAACUAGCGCCCUGGAGCAAAGUUUUAUGGAUAUAGAUGGUUUCGACGAGGAAGUCGGUCAAAUCCAAAACUUUCAAGGAAACGAAGUCGAAACUGUUAGUGUCGGACCAUUAACAGAGCUACCGCGCGCUAGCAACGAGGUAAGUCCUGAACCGUUAUCAAACAAUGAUACAAAAUCGAAGUCGCCAGAAGUGUGGGGCCCCCACCUAAACAGAACUCCUUCCGGUAGAGAGAAUGAGAAAGAACACGUGGUUACCAACAAAGUGACGCAGACCAUUAAAUCAAAGUUGUUUUGCGGGGCCAAGUUUAACAAACGCAAUCCGCGGAAAUCCCUGUCGUUUUCGCAGAAAAAUAAGAGCGAGGAUAAUGUCGACGUCGCGCCGUUUUUUUCGCAACCUGACAAUUUGCCGUCUGCCGAAUCGGACAUCGGCUCGUUCUGUGAUUCCUCCCAAUACAGGGUUUUGCAAAAUAAAUCCCAAAUGUCGAAUUCCCGACCUGUAAAUAUUGCUGGUUUCAUAGAUACAAAAAUAAAUAACCCCACGAGAACGGUCGACACGGGAUGGCUGCAGAGAGUCGUUCAGAACUCUAGAAUAAGUAUGGACAAUCCGGAACUUAAAGCGGUUCCUUCAAAAGUCGAUUACGACAGCGACGAUAUUGUAGAGGAUUCGGACGAUGACGAGGUCUCACGGAAACAGCCCAUCCUGCAUGUAGCUAAAAAAAUUAAACUCUCUUGCGAUACAGUGGCCAGCUUAACAUUAACAAAUGAUCCGCCGGCCGUGGCUGGAGAGGAGAAAGAGGAAAGUCGUAUAGAAAAAGUUGCAAACGAUAUAAGCGAAAGAAAGGAAAAAUUCGACUUGACAUCGAAAAAACAGCACCCGAGGGGUGAGAAGAAACCGAGAUCCCGAAAGAAAACGAAGAAUUCGGAAGUGAAUACAAGUUCAACUCCGCGCAAAUCGAGCAGGCAAAACAAGGUCAAGAUCAGCCUAGAGGAAACGCCAGGCAUCAGCGACGAAGAAGAUCCAUUCCAUUCGGAUAAUGACGAAAGAGACCCUGAAUUCACCGUGGGUGGUACAUCAAAGAGGAAGACGUUUGGACAUUUUCAGCAUCUGGUGGAAGAAGACACGAGCGGAAGGAGCGCUAAAAAGAGCAGUAAAUCAGCGCCUAGAAACAAAGAGGCGGAGCCUCAACAUGAAGACCGUUACGAACUAGAGUAUUGCGUCAAACCGCGAGUAGUAGCCCCCAGGUCUUCAAACUUUAUUCAACUAUUGAAGAAGACUAGACCGGCGAAAGAUAAAGUGGAUCGUUCAUCGUCACUAGUAAAAAGCAAAAGGCAGCAACUAAAAGAGAAGCUGGAGAAAAAGAUGGAGUCGGGACAUUUGAACGACAACUUCGUGACGAUCAAUUUACGCAAAAAAGUUUUCGCCAGGGGCAAAUCGGGCGUAAACUACACCAAAUACAAAAAGGCGCAGUGGAAGAAAAAGAAGAAGGCGCUUUACGGGCCAGACAUGGACAUGGGAGGCUGUGACGGCGGAAAACUCGUUUGCUUCAGUUGCGGACAGGAAGGACAUUUUGCAGCGAGGUGUAAGAACGGUAAAGGGGACGGUCUGUUACCGGCCGAUGCGGCGGACGAAGAGUGCCCGGUGCCCACGCUGGAAGAAGCGUCGAAAAUGGCUUUGGAUAGUGCGUUGAGCGUUAGGGUACCUAAAUUGGCGCUGAAAAAUAAAACGGGCGUCAAAGACGGCGAGGUGGAGGAGGAGGAGGGGGACGAGGAUGGGUUUUCGGACGACGUCGACUCUGAAUUGUUGGCGGAGGUUUUAAAAUUGGAAGAACACGUGAGGCGGCUCGACGUUCAAACUUAUGUCGACGAGACCAAACUUGUCAAACCUUAUUACGAAUUAAGUUGCGACGAUUCGAUUAUAGAUACACCGCCGGAAGUGUUUGACGCUUUAAAAAAAUUUGGCCAUUCCGCGUUUCGCGACGGACAGGAGCUGGCGGUAAUGCGCAUUCUCUCUGGAAAGUCGACUCUGGUCACUCUGAGUACAGGGUCGGGCAAAAGCUUGUGUUAUCAGCUGCCCGCUUAUUUGUACGCGCAAAGGGAACCCUGCAUUUCCCUGAUUAUAUCACCACUUGUUUCGCUCAUGGAGGACCAAGUUACGGGAAUACCAAAGAUUUUAAAGGCGGCCUGUUUGCAUACCAACCAGACCAGUACACAGAGGCAAAAAAUCACCGAGGCCCUGUGGACGAAAAAACUCGACGUUCUCCUAAUCUCCCCGGAGGCUAUUGUUGCGGGAGAGAAACAGACCGGGUUCGGCUCGUUGUUCAGGAAACUUCCACCAAUAGCGUUCGCCUGUAUAGACGAGGUGCACUGCAUCUCGCAGUGGUCACAUAACUUCCGUCCGAGUUACCUAAUGGUAUGCCGCGUCCUCAAGGAGAGUUUGGGCGUGAAAACCAUCUUGGGUCUGACGGCCACCGCUACCAGGGCCACUUGCGAGAACAUCAUUCAGCUGUUGGACAUCCGGGACGGUUUCCGGGGCAUCAUAAGCGACACCCCGUUGCCCGACAACCUCUGCCUGACGGUGUCGAAGGAUCCGAACCGUGACCAGUCGCUACUGAAGCUGUUGCAGUCGGAGAGAUUCAAGAGCUGCAAGAGUGUCAUUGUUUACUGCACUCGGAGGGAUGAGUGCGAGAGAAUAGCGUCCUUUUUGCGCACGACUUUUAAGGACGACGAUUUGGCCGUCGCAGCUAAGAAGAGGAAGAGGCUGAGCGCGCAGGCGGAGCCCUAUCAUGCGGGCAUGUCGGCUUCAAAGCGCAGGUCCGUUCAGAAUGCGUUCAUGAGUGGAGAGUUGCGGAUAGUCGUCGCCACUGUGGCGUUCGGGAUGGGCAUCAACAAGGCUGACAUAAGGGCGGUGAUUCACUUCAACAUGCCCAACAGCUUCGAGAGCUACGUGCAGGAAGUGGGGCGCGCGGGCAGAGACGGUCUGCCCGCCCACUGUCACGUGUUUUUGGAUUCCCAGGGGCGGGACGAGAACGAGCUGCGUAGACACAUUCACGCUAACUCGAUCGACCGUCACGUCAUACGUAAACUGCUUAGCAAAAUCUUCGUGCCCUGCGCGUGCGCGGGCACGUGUCCCAAGCACGAGGUAGCGUUCUCUAUCGAAGAAACCAUCCGUGCCCUCGACAUCCCCGAGGAGAACGUCGCCACGCUCCUGUGCUAUCUCGAGCUCCACGAAAAGAAAUAUGUCGAAGUGUUGAGUCCCGCCUACACCCGGUGUCGGAUAGUUUCUUACGCGGGCCCGAAUCAGCUGACGCGCGCUUCCAAAGAUUGUCCUCCUCUCGCUAUGGCUCUCGCGAUGUACAAGGGAAAAAAUAACGAGGACAACAUCGUAGAGUUUCCGGUGGUGGAGGUAGCAUCCGCCAUCGGAUGGGACAGCGGCAUUUGCAAGCACAAAUUGAAAAAUUUGGAGUGGACUGCGGAGAACAACGCGCCGAAACGGUCCUGCCUGAACGUGCAAUUUUCUAAUCUGGGUUUCCGACUGUUGGCGCCCGGAAAUUUACCGGAGAAAGAUCUCGAUGAGGCUUUGGACAGCUUGUACACGAAGGUGAUCAAGCAGGAGGGGAUGGCAUUGAAGCAAUUGACAGCGAUACACGACACCCUAGUCGAGGUAGCUCGGGAAACUCAUUCGGUCUUGGAUCCGUCUAAGGACGAGCGGCUCAAGUCAAAAAUCCGGGAAUAUUUUAAUUCGACCGAUCCUCUGAAAAGUAUCAGUGAGGUGAAACCGAGAAUAGUCAAGAAGGAGCAGCUGGUCAACGAUAUCCACGCGAUGGUUUCAAUGUAUAGGGAUAAUCAGUUCACGGGCCGGGUGAUAGCGCGGAUAUUUCACGGUAUACAGAGCCCCAACUACCCGGCAGUGAUUUGGGGGCGGUGCAAAUUCUGGCGCAGCCAUAUAGGAGAAGACUUCCACGAGAUUUGCCGUAUAGCGUCGCAAGAAAUUAUUCGGAUGCGAUAAUAUAGUUUGUUAGAAUUGAAAUAAAUUUUUAUAUAUUUUAAUACAAUUUUUUCAAGAGUUCGGUUUCUCCUGCGUUUUGCUAGUGAGACCUUUUCAAGCAUAAUUAAAUAUACGAGGUCAGUCCAAAAAAAUAUUGGAUCCAAUUUUGUUUUUUUACUAGUGCAUUCAAGACAUCAGUUUUAUUAAACAUUAUCGCGGGCCUAUUUGAGCGUUUCCGGUACUUAAGUCAUGGGUUAGGAGUGAUCUGCGAGCGAUUUCGAUAGAUUUUAGUCGUGUUGACGUUUUUCAAUUGUGACGAUCACGUCACAGAUUGUGUGCGCUUCAAUGCCUUUUUUAGAGGUAGAGAGAUAUAAAAGCUUUUUGACAUUUUGUUCAUUCAUAAUUAAAAAUAUUUUUUAUUUUCUCAACCUUUACUUACUCUUUAGCAUGUUUACUUUUUUGGCGUUAUUUACUGAGGUCUUAUAAGCCCCUUGCUUAGAAUCAUUGAGAUUUAACUCAGUUUUUCUGUAUUUGGUACAAAAAUGUUGCUUGUAUAUUAUUUCCUUUCUAAGAUAGUUCUUCCUUCUCAUUUUUUUGUUUGACAUUUUGACUUUAAAGGUCAUUAUUUAAGUUCUAUAACUCCUUUACUUAGAAUUAUGGGAAUGUAUUUUG
Messenger RNA from Cylas formicarius (sweet potato weevil), 4888 nucleotides. Its product is annotated as ATP-dependent DNA helicase Q4. Gene Ontology annotation, cellular component: cytoplasm; nucleus; chromosome. The record is from RefSeq and is a predicted model, not a curated record. Gene Ontology annotation, biological process: double-strand break repair via homologous recombination. The transcript is spliced from 7 exons. Gene Ontology annotation, molecular function: zinc ion binding; four-way junction helicase activity; nucleic acid binding. NCBI's taxonomy places the organism in Eukaryota, Metazoa, Arthropoda, Insecta, Coleoptera, Brentidae. The coding region runs from base 59 to 4237 and encodes 1392 amino acids.